This is a messenger RNA of Drosophila hydei, 1074 nucleotides long. It is a transcript of the gene SelR, whose product is annotated as methionine-R-sulfoxide reductase B1. The transcript has 4 exons. Gene Ontology annotation, biological process: response to oxidative stress; protein repair. Bases 42 to 791 code for a protein of 249 amino acids. Gene Ontology annotation, cellular component: cytoplasm. The record is from RefSeq and is a predicted model, not a curated record. NCBI's taxonomy places the organism in Eukaryota, Metazoa, Arthropoda, Insecta, Diptera, Drosophilidae. Gene Ontology annotation, molecular function: peptide-methionine (R)-S-oxide reductase activity.
UGCAGUCGCGCUGUUGCUAUUAUAUUCGCUUUACAGAUUUAAUGUUGUCAAUUGGAGGCGUUCAAAAAAUGUUUUCACUUUCUCGCUACGCACCGUGGCUACGAAAUUUCGCACUUAUUGCUAGCAAAAAGCACAGGUACAACUUGAUUCACUUGAAAAGCGGAGUUAUUGCUGUCGCUGCACUACCUUACGUGCGUGCAUUUUCGGAUUCACGUCAAAGCAGCGACGACAACGGCGACGGCAACACUAAGAACACAAAUUCCAACAGAUUUAAAGCAAACAUGGAGAAUAAAAGUGAAAAGGUUACCGUAAACAAGGAGGAGUUGCGGAAACGUCUAACGCCGCUACAAUAUCAGGUUACACAAGAGGCGGGCACUGAGCGCCCCUUCACAGGCUGUUAUAACAAGCACUACGAGAAGGGCGUAUAUCAAUGUAUUGUCUGUCAUCAGGAUCUGUUUAGCUCGGAUACCAAAUACGAUUCGGGCUGCGGUUGGCCAGCUUUCAACGAUGUGCUCGAUAAGGGCAAAGUCACAUUGCAUCGAGAUGCCAGUAUACCAGGGGGCAAUAUUUUACUACUAAUUGCACAUCCAGAACGUAUACGCACCGAGGUACGAUGCGCCCGUUGCAAUGCCCACAUGGGACACGUGUUCGAGGAUGGACCAAAACCCACACGCAAGCGCUACUGCAUCAACUCAGCGUCAAUUGAGUUUGUUCAAUCGGAGCCAAACCCGUUGACGACGACGUCGGCGCAAGCCUUAAGCCCACAGGGCACACCAAUUGCGCAACAAUGAGAAUGAAAGUGACUGGAAAGAACGAGUGGGAUGGAACAAUCAACGAAUACGAAACAAGUGCGAAAGAGUCUAACCUCAAUGUUGCUGUUAAGAGUUUUUACACGUAUUUUCUAACUUUCCGUAAAUGUGGCCAAUAAUUCUUAGCAUAGUUCAUUGAUAUAUUGUAUUGUAUUGAUAAAUGGGCAGCUAUUCAUAUGAAUUAUUUACAUGAAGCAAACAAAAAACAAAACAAAGAAUUAUAUGAAUAACAUAUUCCCGUCUGUCUGUGUAAAUAGCUAAAUGU